Molecule: messenger RNA, 462 nt
Organism: Lasiosphaeria miniovina
Lineage: Eukaryota; Fungi; Ascomycota; Sordariomycetes; Sordariales; Lasiosphaeriaceae
Exons: 3
Coding region: 1-462 (153 amino acids)
Biological process (GO): translation
Cellular component (GO): ribosome; mitochondrion
Molecular function (GO): structural constituent of ribosome
Source: RefSeq, a predicted model, not a curated record
AUGGCGACCUCCACUGCCAUCACAGCCUUUACGAAAUCGUUUCGGGAACUUCAUGGCGUUGUAGUAUCGGCUGGGCUUAUGGACAGGACGGUCAAGGUCACGGUCGGCGGUCAGAAAUGGAACAACUUUCUCAAAAAGUUCUUCAAAGCUCCCCAGACGCACCUCGUCCACGAUCCCAACAACUCGCUCAGGACCGGAGACGUGGUGGCCAUCACGCCUGGUUGGCGAACCUCAAAGAACAAGCGCCACGUGGUUAAGCACAUCAUUGCGCCGGCCGGCGUACCGAUUGAGGAACGCCCCGCGGUGCCCACAGAGCAGGAUAGAUGGGCUUCUGAGGCGGCGUGGAGAGAGGCGAAGGAUAAGAGGCGAGCUCUGCGAAAGCAGCUAGAAAUACUUGAUUUAAAGCUUGCGAAUGCUGCAAGCGUUGCGAAGCGGUUACAAAAGGAGUCUUGUAACAUUUGA